Messenger RNA from Pocillopora damicornis (cauliflower coral), 346 nucleotides. RefSeq lists its product as uncharacterized. NCBI's taxonomy places the organism in Eukaryota, Metazoa, Cnidaria, Anthozoa, Scleractinia, Pocilloporidae. The record is from RefSeq and is a predicted model, not a curated record.
AUGGCAACAACGAAGAAACUUAAACGUUAUACGAAUUGUCCAGCAGAGUACAAUCAAGACGUAGAAAACCCAUGUGUUUCAGGCCGACAACAGAAACCUCAUUAUCAUUGCCAUAUUUGUAAAACAUUUACUGCUUUCAAGCCAAAGAACAUUACCACACACAUAGAAUUAAUUCAUGGAGAGACGCAUGCCUUGCCGACCUCAUCGAUGACCGCUAAAAGGGAACAAAUCAACGUCAGCCAGAAGGUUACCGAAGAUGGUGGAAGCAGAACUUUUGAGGAAGCCAUUUCGACGGCAAGUCAGCCUGGUGAGUCCAACAAUAACGAAAUUGAGGAAGACAGUAAUU